Messenger RNA from Amaranthus tricolor (Joseph's coat), 3287 nucleotides. RefSeq lists its product as uncharacterized. Bases 260 to 3016 code for a protein of 918 amino acids. Lineage: Eukaryota; Viridiplantae; Streptophyta; Magnoliopsida; Caryophyllales; Amaranthaceae. The transcript is spliced from 5 exons. The record is from RefSeq and is a predicted model, not a curated record.
CAUCAAAAGGGCUUUUCCGCCUUUCAGCUCUUUUUCUUUGUCUUUGUCUUUCUCUCUCUUCAUUUCUUUUCAUAAUUUCUCCAUUAAACACUUGACACACAAACGCUACAAAAAGCUGCUCUCCUUCUUCUUCACGUUCCUCCAAUAACCGCCGCCAUUUCUCAUCUUCUCACUUCAGUACACUAAAUUGACCUUCAUAGCUUUUGGAAAGAAUCAACUUUAGAGGCUUUUGUGGAAGUUUUUAUGAAAUAGACCAGACAUGAAAAAAUUCUUCUUUUUUAGAUCUUCAACAGAAAAGAUAGUUUCCUCAGAGAAGUCACCCAAUGUAGUACAACAGAAUAAGGGUAGUGACUCAUCCAGACUGUCUAAAACCCUUGAUGUAGGCAAUGAUUUUGGUCUUAGAAGGAGCCGUUCUUUCUCAUCUGCUGCCUUUCUUGGUAACUCUAGGGAAAGAAAUUUAUUAUGUUUGAGUGAUCAAAGUAGCUCUUCUUCUACUAGUAGUGAAAGUGUUAAAACUCAGCAACACAAUCGAUCAUCUAGGUAUUGCACACUAACUCCAGAAAGGCAAGUCAAGAGUAGGCGUCAAUCUGCAGAUUCUCAUGAUAAUGAUUUUGGUGGGUGGAAGCCUGCUGCUGUUAGAUCUCUGCAAGCUUCCUAUCGCUCACGAAAUGCUUCAAUUAGCUCUAGUGAUGUGUCAAAUGAGGUUCUAGACCUGUAUAUUGAUGGAGAACAACAUUACCAACAGGGAAGUCCCAGGAACAAAGCAUCUGCAAAAAGUCAUACUAGAGCUGGCAGAGUAAAAAAGCCGCCAAGAGUUCAUUACACAGCUCCCGGGUCUCUAGUGGGUAGUAUCAAAGAUAAGCCUAGAACUGAUUCAUUUAGAGGGGCCAAAGGAGCAGAUCAUCAUCUUUCUUCAAGAGAUUGGGUUGAAGCUGGAUUCAGACAUGAAUCUUCUCAGGAAUUGGCAAAACGUGUAGUUGAAAAGCUGUGUCAGUCUAGGGACUAUUCGAGAAUAAAUUUAAACAAUCCUGAUCCUGAUGUUCCCAUAACAAUUGACGAUGUUUAUAGUAAGAGCUUGAGGGGAGAAGAUGCUUUAAAGUUAAAUAACCCAUCUUGUAUUGAGCUCCCGUCAGAUACGCCAGCUUAUGGGUUUCAGGCUGAGCAUUGUCAAUGUCUUGAACAUGAUAGUUAUGGCAGCUGUGAUGCAGGUGAUGAUGAUGAGUUUAAUAUGGAGUUGAAAUCUAAAUUUAAGGAGGCCCAGGACAGAAUCUUGGUACUCUCCGAAGAGCUUGAACAGGAGUCGUUUCUUCUAGAUGUCGACUAUAAUGUGCCAGCAUUAAUUCAUCGAAUUAGAAACCUAGCUGAGGAGAAAAUAAGCCUGGCGCUUGAGGUUUCUGCUGCACUGGAAAAUCAGAUUGCUGACAGGACUUCUUUAAAAGAACAACUUACGUCUGCAGAGUUAGAUUUCGAUUUACGGAUGCAGAGAUUGCUGGAGGAAAAGAAUGAAAUGCAGUUAACACUGGAAAAGGAAUUGGACAGAAGAUCGAGUGACUGGUCAUUGAAGGUGGAGAAAUAUGAGACCGAAGAGCAGAGACUUCGAGAACGAGUAAGGGAACUCGCGGAGCAGAAUGUGUCGUUACAAAGGGAAGUGUCUUCAUUCAGUGAAACAGAAACUGAGAGGAAAAACAUGAUAACCCUUUAUGAGAAACAGAUCAAGGAUUUGACCUCUAUGCUUGAGCUGGCAAGAGAGGAGAACCGAGCUCUUCAAGAUAGCAACUGUGAAUUACAAGAGAAAUAUAAGACCACUGAAGAAGGCAGAGUUUUCAUCCAAAGAAGUUUUGGAGAGAAAGAGGAGGAGUGCAAGCAAUUGCAUUCAUGUGUCACGAGGUUAGUCAAAACAUGCAGUGAACAAGAGAAGGCAAUGGAGGGAUUGAGAGGGGAGCUUAUGGAGUUGGUCCAGAAGAAGCAUGAUAUGGAUAGUUUUGACAAACAUAUCCAGAAGCUACAGAUGGAGCAAAUAAGGUUGAUUGGAGUAGAGCUGUCUUUAAGAAGAGAAAUUGAAUCUUACAAGCAAGAAGUUGAUUCUCUUAGGAUUGAGAAUGUUAAACUGCUGGAACGCCUAAAAGCCUGUGGGAAAGGAGGUGGUUCAAUAACAUUUAAGCUAGAUGAGGAGCUGUCAGCUCGUCUUCUUUGCUUACAGAAACAGGGUUUAUCAUUGAUUAAUGACAGCAUUCAUCUUUCUUCAAAGCUACUCGAAUUCAUGAAAAAAACAGGUCAAAUCGGAGGAAAGAUGGAUGGUGUAGACACCCAAUUCAUAAUUGAAUCUGACACAAGAGUUCAGGGCUUUAAGCGAGGAUCUGAAAGUCUAAUGAAAAGUUUGCAGCUCAUUUCCACAACGCUUCAUGGAAGGUCUGACCUUGUUGCCUCAGAAUCCCAGACAGAAAAUGCAGAUGACGACAGAUGUAGGAUUCUGAAUGAGUGGAAUUCAACGGAUUCGACCGAAUCUGAGCUCAAAGCAGAAAUGUUAUUAACAAGUCUUUUGCGAGAUAAACUAUAUUCCAAAGACCAAGAAGUUGAACGACUGCAAGCUGAAUUGGCAACCGCAGCAAGGGGUAACGGUAUCCUUAGAUUUGAAGUCCAAAAUGCUCUCGAUUCUUUUUCCUGUGUUACGCACAAGAUGAAGGAGCUUGAACUCCAGAUGAUGAAAAAGGACGACAAAAUGAAUCAGCUCCAAAAUGACCUCGAGGAGAGUUUAAAAGAAUUGUCGAUCAUUCAAGGAAUAUUACCAAAAGUCACUGAAGAAAGAGAUAUUAUGUGGGAAGAAGUGAAGCAAUACACCGAAAAGAACAUGCUGCUGAACUCGGAGGUAAACAUGCUGAAGAAGAAAGUUGAGGCGCUUGAUGAGGAUAUACUUGUUAAAGAAGGUCAGAUUACAAUCUUAAAAGACACACUAGGAAGCAAGUCUUUUGACCUCCUUGCAAGUCCGGAUCAAAUCCACGAGUUCUUGCUCGAAUGACCGAUGAAUGUCUAUAGUGUUUAUAGUCCUUAACUAAGGUUUUUUGGGGCAAUUGAAAGGUUACAUAGCAUCAACCCAUAGUUGAUUUUCAUUUCUGGUAUACUUAUACUUUUGUUAUGGAUAGAAAUGAUUCUGAAACAACACCUGUUGCGGCUAGACAAGUUAAGCCUUUAAUCAUACUUUUGUUUAUAGUUUUGAUGUUUUAUCUGAAUUUGUGCAUCAUAUUUGUAAAUCAACUAUUGGAAUCAUUUUUUAGUGUUUUGCUGAUAAA